Molecule: messenger RNA, 480 nt
Organism: Torulaspora globosa
Lineage: Eukaryota; Fungi; Ascomycota; Saccharomycetes; Saccharomycetales; Saccharomycetaceae
Gene: ATP16
Product: F1F0 ATP synthase subunit delta
Exons: 1
Coding region: 1-480 (159 amino acids)
Biological process (GO): proton motive force-driven ATP synthesis
Molecular function (GO): proton-transporting ATP synthase activity, rotational mechanism
Source: RefSeq, a predicted model, not a curated record
AUGUUGCGUUUGAAUACUACCAGAAAUUUGUCCAGAUCUUUGAAUCUUGUGAGCAAGCGUUUUUAUGCUGAAGCUGCUCCAUCCAGCUUUUUGAAGUUACAGUUUGCCUUACCACAUGAGACAGUAUCUGCUGGUUCUGAAGUCACCCAGGUCAAUUUGCCUGCUCAAUCUGGUAGAAUUGGUAUUCUAGCCAAUCACGUGCCUACUGUGGAACAAUUGACACCUGGUGUCGUCGAAGUGUUUGAGGGUUCUCAAUCCAAGAAGUACUUUGUGUCCGGUGGCUUUGCUACUGUUCAACCAGACUCCACGUUAUGUAUCACUUCAGUUGAAGCUUUCCCAUUGGAGUCUUUCUCACAGGAAAACAUCAAGUCCCUUUUGAGCGAAGCCAAGAAUAAGGUCAACUCUUCUGACGAAAGGACUGCUGCAGAGGCUGCCAUCCAAAUUGAAGUCUUGGAAUCCUUGCAAUCUGCUCUCAAAUAG